UACCUACCAAAAUUUCUGUAUCAAUAGGCCCCAUCCCAGGUCAGAUUCCUAAUACCCGACGAACGGCCGAAGAGCAAACAGAACAAAACAUUUAUUUUUUUUCAGGCAAAUAAUCGAACACGUUGGUCUCGAAAAUAAUAAACCAAGAUUCUCUGCUCAGAGGGAGAAGCUAUGGCCACGGCAAUUAUGACCGCUCUCUCCUCCGCGUUUCUUCCGUCUCAACUCACCAAUUCUAGGCGCUGCUUCUUCAACGCCUACUAUACACAGCCAAUCAAACAGAGAAUCUUCGCGCCAAAAAUUCGCGCCUCAACUACCGCCUCCGUCGAAACCAAGCCAGCGGAUCCUGUUUUGGUUGAAAAAGAGGUCAGUACCAAUAAGAACAUUUUCGCUUGUCCCGUAUGCUGCGAGCCCUUGUCUUUGAUAGGUGAUCGCGUCUUGUCUGUAGAUUCUGCUGGGUCUAGUUUGCAGUGUGGCUGUUGUAAGAAAACUUACUAUGGCAAGGAAACACAUCUUGAAUUGACUGUGUCUGGUGGGUCCAGUAAAUAUGACGAUUCUAUGCCACUGGCUACUGAAAUGUUCAGGCUUCCACUGAUAUCAUUUCUCUAUGAGAGGGGUUGGCGUCAAAAUUUCAUAUGGGGAGGUUUCCCUGGCCCAAAGAAAGAGGGAUUUGUAUUGCAGUUUGAAUUGAUGAAGGGUUACCUGAAGCCAGUUUUAGGUGGAAAUAUUAUUGAUGCUAGUUGUGGUAGUGGAUUAUUUUCAAGACUGUUUGCCAAGAGUGGUUUGUUCUCUCUUGUUGUUGCCUUGGACUACUCAGAAAACAUGCUACAGCAGUGCUAUCAAUUCAUCACGCAGGAGGAGAACUUCCCCAAAGAGAAUCUAAUGCUGGUCAGAGCAGAUAUCUCUAGACUUCCUUUCCUUUCUGGCUCUGUUGAUGCUGUCCAUGCUGGUGCUGCUAUACACUGUUGGCCUUCACCAUCAGCAGCUGUAGCUGAGAUAAGUCGAGUUCUGAAACCUGAAGGUGUUUUCGUUGCUUCCACUUUCAUACUUGAUGGGCCCUUCAGUUUUUUCCCACUUAUGGGGCCUCUGCGCCAGAAUAUGACACAACUAGUGGGCAAUCAACUCUUUUUUCAUGAACGUGAACUGGAAGAUAUCUGCAGAGCCUGCGGGCUAGUUGGCUUUACAGCUAUAAGGAAUAGGCGAUUUGUGAUGUUUUCUGCUAGAAAACCCAGCUGAGUAUUCAAUUCCUUGUUGGUCCCCAGCUCUCAAAUUGCGUUGGUCUAGAGAGCCACAUGUACAUUUUAUGGCUGUUGCUAGUUUGUAUGUUCUGUAAAAUAUGUUGCCUUCGAUUUGUAUGAUGAAGGUAUAUCAUGCAACUACAAAACAUUUUAUGAGCUGCUGUGGAGAAGAGGGGAGAUUUUUUUCUAGACAACGUCUACAUAGAUCUAAGACAUUAAUAAAUGGAUUUUAUUUUAUUUUUA
Manihot esculenta (cassava) is the source of this 1478-nucleotide messenger RNA. RefSeq lists its product as uncharacterized. The transcript is spliced from 8 exons. The record is from RefSeq and is a predicted model, not a curated record. Lineage: Eukaryota; Viridiplantae; Streptophyta; Magnoliopsida; Malpighiales; Euphorbiaceae. Bases 172 to 1233 code for a protein of 353 amino acids. Gene Ontology annotation, molecular function: S-adenosylmethionine-dependent methyltransferase activity.